UUUUUUGACACCUAAUAAAAAUUUCGUUACGGAAUCUUUAUAUUCAUAAGUUUCUAAUAAUAACCGCUGACUUUCUUAAACGUUUCAUAAUUGCCCGGAAGGACAUUAAAAGUAAAAAGUUUAGUAAACGUUAUUAUGCUAAAAUAGUAGUUUGCAUGGGCGAAUGUGUUGUGUAGUCUGGCUGCUAUUACGUGGAGGAGUUUAAUGGUGCUCCGACGUAACAGGUGAGUCACAGGUGGGGUGCGCGGCGGCGCGGAACGACCCAACGGCUGCCCGACGCUCCUUUGUCCUAUAUUGCUCUAUGGCUCACCGCUACACACAAAUAUCAGUCCACAGUCAUACAAACAUAUAUCGCUGCCAGAUAAAACCAAUACCGAAUCGAUAUGGCGCCUCGGACGGGUGAUCAGCAAUUCAUUAGGGUAGCUCCUGAUUAGUAUUCCAGCGUGUUCCCGACUGACCGAGCAACAUGUUUCCCACCCCCACCACGGCGACCCAAUUGUAAUGCAACGUCGGGCGCGGGCCGGCGGGCAGUGCGGGCCAUGGUCUGCGACGCCGAGCCCGCGCGCCGGCCGCUGCGCCGCCUGGCGUCCACGCGCGGCUUCCCCCCGCGCGGGGACCACGGCUGGCUGCGCGUCUUCGAGGGCCUGGAGCCGUUCGCGGCGGGCGCGGGCAGCAAGCUGGUGCGGGCGACGCUCAGCACGACGGCGGAGGAGGUGUGCCGGCAGCUGGGGCUGGGCGAGGAGCAGGCGCUGUGGCUGCAGGUGGGCGGCGGGCCGGGGCGGCGCGUGGAGGCGGACGAGCGCCCGCUGCGGCUGCAGGAGCAGGCGCUGGCGGCGUGCGGCUGGCGCUCGGCGUGGCGGCGCGCGCGGCUGGCGGUGGACCCCGAGCUGCGCCACGCGCUGCGCUGGGCCGCCGGGCCCGCCGCGCGCGGCACCUGCGUGCUGCGCUCCGGCACCCUGCACGUGCUCAAGGGCCAUGUCUUCCCUCAGUGGAAGCCGCGCCCGGCUUACAUCAUUGGUUCGCGCCUUCACAUGUGCGGGGUGGUGACGGAGGUGUCGGAGCUGAGCGGGGGCAGCGUGGAGCUGUGCGAGCCCAAGGCGCAGCGGCUGGUGCUGCGCGUGGCGCCGCGUUGCCAUGGCAACAGCCUGCCUGGAGACGCCGGCAUGAAUCACUUCUUCCUCGGCUUCAGCACCGCCUGGGAGCGGAACCUCUGGUUUUCUUGGCUGAAAGAGGCGACGCAGUCCACACAGCCGCCCAGCGUGCUCGACCUGUCCGGGGGCGGGCGCGGCUCGCUCCCCUCCGCCCUCGCGCAGCACGCGGCCGACGCGUUCACCGUGCGCGUUCUGCGUCUCUCACGGAACGCCCUGCCCGUGCUGCCCCCGCAGGUGUUGAGCCUGGACAAGUUGACGCAUCUGGACCUCAGUGAGAAUAGGAUUGUGGAGCUGCCGAAGGAGAUGGUGAAGCUUGCGCAACUAGAGGAGUUGGUGCUGAACGACAAUGAGCUGAGGUGUCUGGACCCCGUGCUGCGGCUGCCGCGCCUGCGGACCCUGGAGGCGGCCAGGAACCUCAUCGUAUCUGUCGGGGAGAGCAGCAUCAUUCCGAUGGGUCUCGAAGAGGAGAAGGAGCAGCGCGCGCCGCUCACCGCCGUGGACCUGCGCCACAACCGGCUCAAGGGCAGCAUCAUUCUCGCCAAUUAUGAACACCUAGUGUCCCUGGACCUGUCCCACAACGCCAUCGAGGUGCUGAUGGUGUCGGCGCUGCGCAGCCUGCGGGAGCUGCGGGUCUCACAUAAUUCUCUCAAGCAUCUGUCUGUCCAUGGUCAUGCCUUGAAGACGCUGUAUGCACCGUAUAAUGAACUUGAGACCCUAACUACAAGCGUGCCGCCGAUAAACUUGGUGGAAAUAGAGGUGUCCCACAACAAGCUGGCCUACCUCCCGCAGUGGCUCUGUGGCUGCUCCGAUCUGGUCAAACUACAUGCGUCCAACAACGAGCUUACGGCGCUACCGGAACACCUCUUCUGCAGUGAACUGUCCAGCCUCAGCAGUCUCCAUCUAGCGCACAAUAAAAUCUCAAUGAUUCCUUCCAUGCCAAGACUACGAGCGCCUUUGAAAGAAUUGCUUCUACAAGACAACUGUAUUCCAGCCCUCCCAGAAAACUUUUUCUCAGUAUGCGAUAGACUCUGCGUUCUAAAUUUAACGAAUAAUAGAUUGUGUCGUCUCCCACCAGCCAGAGGUCAAUCCUCACACAGCUUAGAGAAGCUGUAUCUAACUGCCAAUUGUCUCAAUGAUAACAUAGCAGACGUAAUCGUAGCUUUCCGUGGACUGAAGGUUUUACAUCUGGCAUAUAACUGUCUAACUAUGCUGCCUGAUAGCUGCAUAAUUUUUUGGCCCGAUAUCGAGGAACUAGUUUUGUCUGGAAAUAAUUUAUCCAGACUGCCGGAAAACUUGCCACAGCUUAACAACAUCAAGAUAAUAAGAGCGCAUUCAAACAGGUUAAGGUCGCUUCCAAUGUUUGCUUGUAGCGCAUCCGUUAAGAUCUUGGAUUUUGCACACAACGAACUUGAAAAUGUAGACCUUAGACUUCUUGCUCCAAAGCAAUUAAAGUUUUUGGAUAUUUCAUGCAAUAAGAAGUUACAAGUAGAUGCAUCACAAUUCAACGCCUAUAGAUGUCAGCGACCUUUAAGCCUAGUGGACGUGAGUGGGAAAAAUUCAGUCAGUAAAAUAAUUCAGAAAACUGGUUACCAUGAGGAGCUUACUGCAGCAAACCCUUGGACGACAGGGUUUUCAGAAUGUCCAAACAAAUCAUUGCAACUUUGUUGUGCUCAAAUCCGACUGCCGUCAUUUUGUAACAAAGAGGGCUUGUUUGCUAUUAUUGACGGAGAAAACGAUACUGAAGUGCCAAAAAUACUACAAUCAACAUUACCAGGAUUAAUUUUGGAGGAGAAAUCCAUAAAAGAGACGGUAAAUGAGUACAUGAAAUAUGUGGUGCUAUCUGCUCACAGAGAGUUGAAGGAGAAGGGUCAGAAAAAGGGUGCCAGCCUUAUAUUAUGUCAUCUCACUCCAAUCAGUAACCCUGAUAACGGCUUUGGCUAUACGCCACGGAGAUAUACGUUGAGGCUUGCUAACGUAGGAGACACAAGAGCAGUAUUGAGUCGGCGCACCGGCCCCCUCUGUCUUGGCAUAGAAAACAACAAACGACUAGGAUACUCCUCACGCUAUCCCAGCACAGUCCCUGACCCAGAUGUCAUACAGACUGUAAUUAAAGAAGAUGAUGAGUUUUUAAUACUAGCAAAUGGUAACUUUUGGAGUGUCAUAACAACUGAAACAGCUGUAUUGGAAGUAAGAGCAGAAAAGGACCCAAUCAUAGCUGCUAAAAGGCUACAAGACUUGGCCCAAAGUUAUGGUGUAGAAGGCUGUAUAUCCGUCACUGUCAUACGUUUUGACAUCACUCGUACUGAAGUGGACCAGUUGAUGCAAGAAUUAAGACAAACGAUUGGAGAAACUAAGUCAAUGUGUAGAUCAGACUGUUGCUGUUCUAGGUCUGAUGGUUGUUGUCACUCAGCGUCCCCACCGAAACCAAGUAGUGAUCGGUCCUCUCCCAGUGGCCAAAGUGAUCGACCACCGAGUGAAGUAGCCAACCCUCAACAUUACGCGAGUGUUAGAAGCACUCAAACGAAAGCAUCAGAAAGGCGUAGCUGUCGCGGUGGAGUCGCGCGCGCCAUCCGCGUCCGAGUAGAAGAAGACAAGGAAGAGGAAGUUAAGACUGAAGAAAGGCCCGGAUCGGAGGAACAAUUCAAGUGCUGGGAAUACAUGCUUGAACAGAAUACACAAAUGCUGUUUGACAAAGAGCUGGACAAUUUGUCGAAAGGAAUAAAAUCUAAUGUGAGCACCUUGCGGACCGUCAAAGGCUUAUCUGGAAGUAGUCCUCAGCUGCAUAUCCCUGCCAAGCCGGUCAAGCCCUCUGGCGUACCAUUUUUGUCCAAACAUUUUGGUAGUGCCCGGUCUUUUGGCAAUGCACUAAAGCCAGAUUUCAGAUUUGGCUCUGGUAGAGUACCCAAUGGAGGACCUAAUGCUGCAUACUUCGGCUCUCUUCAGCGACUGAUGCCAUAUCAUUUGGAAUACGAUUUUGCAGUGAUUCAAGAGAAGCAAGGCCUCUCGCAAGACUCGCUGGACCUCGAAGGUCGCAUGCAACAAUAUUGGGGUGUCGCCACAACGGAAUUGUAAACUAAUUGUAAUUCGUCGACACCUUUUAAUGAGCAUAAUAACAGACUUAUUAUUUGUAAAUAAAACUUCCUUUAAUUAGCAUAGUAUGUAUAAUUUAUACCAUUCACUUUUCGACUAGAAUUUAUUUUGCACAAGUUUACCGUCAUGGACUUACGUCUUAACUAUUGAGCUAUGUUAUUAUUAAAGUUUAUUACAUUGACUCUUUAUUUUAUGUACAAUAUUGUGAUAAACGAAAUGAUUUUAUUUUAAAAAUCUACAUUUAAAUGAUUGUUAAAUACUCUAAUAAAGUACCAACUGUAAGUA
Plutella xylostella (diamondback moth) is the source of this 4526-nucleotide messenger RNA. It is a transcript of the gene Phlpp, whose product is annotated as PH domain leucine-rich repeat protein phosphatase. NCBI's taxonomy places the organism in Eukaryota, Metazoa, Arthropoda, Insecta, Lepidoptera, Plutellidae. Gene Ontology annotation, cellular component: cytoplasm. Gene Ontology annotation, molecular function: protein binding. The record is from RefSeq and is a predicted model, not a curated record.